Messenger RNA from Phasianus colchicus (ring-necked pheasant), 5010 nucleotides. RefSeq names its product integrin alpha FG-GAP repeat containing 2 (gene ITFG2). NCBI's taxonomy places the organism in Eukaryota, Metazoa, Chordata, Aves, Galliformes, Phasianidae. Gene Ontology annotation, molecular function: protein binding. Gene Ontology annotation, biological process: regulation of TOR signaling. Gene Ontology annotation, cellular component: KICSTOR complex. The record is from RefSeq and is a predicted model, not a curated record.
CGCCCCUCAACGCUGACGUCAUCACCCCCGCGGAGCCGCCAUUGCCUUCCCGUCGUCCCAGCCUGGAGGCCGGCGGCGUAGCGAGGGACGGCAUGCGGUCUGUCAGCUACGUGCAGCGCGUGGCACUCGAGUUCUGUGGCAGCCUCUUUCCGCACGCCAUCUGCCUGGGGGACGCUGACAACGACACGCUGAAUGAGCUAGUGGUAGGAGACACCAAUGGGAAACUCUACGUGUACAAAAAUGAUGACAGCAAACCCUGGACUGUACGAUCCUGCCAAGGAAUGCUUACAUGCGUUGGUGUGGGAGAUGUAUGCAAUAAAGGAAAGAAUCUUGUAGUGGCAGUGAGUGCAGAAGGUUGGUUUCAUCUUUUUGAUCUGACUUCCCCUUCAAAGCACCCAGAUGCUUUAGGCCACCAUGAGUUAGCGGAAGAGCAGAAGCCAGUGUUCAAGCAACAUAUUCCUGCCAACACCAAAGUCAUGCUAAUUAGUGACAUAGAUGGAGAUGGGAAAUGUGAGCUGGUGGUAGGUUACACUGACAGAGUAGUGCGUGCCUUCCGCUGGGAGGACUUGUCAGAGAAUUCAGACCAUGUCUGUGGGCAGCUGAUCCUGCUGAAGAAAUGGUUGCUGGAAGGUCAGGUGGAUAGCCUUUCUGUGAACCCAGGCCCUGAUGGCUUACCAGAGAUGAUGGUGUCCCAGCCAGGCUGCGGUUAUGCCAUUCUGCUGUGCACCUGGGACUCUGAGCAGCAACCCAUGAUAGAGGGGAGAGAGAGCUCUUCCCCAAGCAGAGAGGCCCCUGUUCGAGAUGUUAUUCUUCACCAAACAUCUGGCCGGAUUCAUAACAAGAAUGUUUCCACUCAUUUGAUUGGUAGCAUUGGCCAAGGCUGUUCCAGUGUGGGUAAUGGCUCCGGUCUCUUUGCCCUAUGUACGCUUGAUGGGACAUUGAAACUCAUGGAAGGGGCAGACAAGCUGCUCUGGUCUGUGCAGGUUGAUCACCAGCUAUUUGCACUGGAAAAGCUGGAUGUUACUGGCAAUGGGCAUGAGGAGGUAAUUGCCUGUGCAUGGGAUGGCCAGACAUAUAUCGUUGACCACAAUCGCACAGUUGCCAGAUUUCAAGCAGAUGAGAAUGUCAGUGCAUUCUGUGCAGGCCUAUAUGCAUGCAAACGAGGAAGCAACAGUCCCUGCCUGGUUUAUGUCAGUUUCAGUCAGAAGAUCUACAUCUACUGGGAUGUGCAGCUGGAGAGAAUGGAGUCCACCAACCUGUUAAAAAUCCUGGAGAGUGACCCAGAGUUUGGCAGUCUACUGCAGGAGCUGGGUGUAGAAAAAAGUGAUGUUUCUGCAAUCCAAGAUCUGAUUUACAAAACACUGUAUUUUCCCGAGAAACUGCAGCCUAACAGCUCUUUGCAGUGUCAGAAUCCUGGAAAAGACUCCUCUGCCCACUACACUGUCAUCCAGAAUCCCUUACAAGACUCAAGGUGAACAUCUUUCAUCCCAUUGGAAACUCUCUUCUGACUGGAACUAAGCAUUCACCCUGAAUGAUAGUAUUCUCAGCUUGUCUCUUCUAUCUCAGUUGAAUUUGGAUGGGAAUAAUAGGCUCACCUGCUGUAUUACAUCUGUAUCUUCUCCCAUUUGUGUAAUGUUUUAUUGGACAUGCGUGGAGCAGUCCCUUCACCAUUAUGGCAGCCUGAGGGGAUUGUGUAUGCGAGCAGAUAUUAUUAAUUUGGUGGUUUUGUGUUAGCAAACGAUAACAUUUAAAGAUCUUGAAAGCUGCUUUUUGAAGGCUUGCUGUGCUAUGCUCUGCAAAAUAUCCAAAAGCUGUCCUAACAGCGAGAAUUAAUUUUGUGUGGAGGAAAAGGAUGUCUUGCCAUUGGGUCAAAAAAUCUGUUGCUCUUGUGUGGGAGAACCUGACUUUUUACAUAAUACUGCAGCUUUUUUUGUUUGUUUUUUGUUUUGCAAUUUCCAUUUAUAAGUUUAUGAAAUAUUUAUAGAGAACAGCAUCAGUCUUCUGUAUCUUAUGGCUGUGAAAAUUGAAGCACAAAGCAAUAAACUGAUACAACUUGCUUUGUAACAGUGAGCACUCCUAUUACUUCUCAGAGCAGCAUUUUUGCAUCUCUGACUACUCUGUAUCUACAGUGGAAGUUUUUCUCCAUUUUAAUGACCUCUCAGAAGCAUUUUUGCAUGCUCCCAUAUAAUACUAAGUGCUUGUAUAUAACUGGACUAAUGAGGCAGGAGCUCUGAAGUUGCAGUAGAGCUUUGGUACCAGUGUUGAUCAAACUAGUGGAAGUUUUGAGCAGCAGGGCAUGAAUUUGUUAUCUAUGGAGAGUUGACAGUGUAGGAACCACAUACUAAUGGGUUAAAUAAAGAGUUGUUUUGGGGGCUGCUUAGCUCUGGACUGUAAUUUCAGGGAGUUCCAUCACCUUUCGUGAUGCUGAGAUAUACAGCCACCUGUCCCACUGGGCAGUCACAAUACAGAGCAUAUCCUUAGCUGCUGGCAGAUAGUGUGACUUGGGCUCUCAUCAUUUUUAUUGUGCUUUCCUAAUCAUGACGAGUCCUGUACUGGCUAUUAAUUAGGUCACAAUAAAUUGGCUUCCGUCUAAUUUCAGGUUUCUGUUUCCGACAACCUAGAGCUGCUGUUCUGACUGCCAGAACAAGUGAGAAUUCUCACUUUUCUCAGAAUUUCAGGUGAAGUAGCAACUACCCUUCUCUCUUCUCCUGUGGCCCAGUUGUAGAGGUGGGAUGAACAGGCUGGUUUCUUUGUAUUCUGAGAUACGUUCCUAACCCUAUUGCUACUUGAUUUUAAUCUUCAGAAUUAGUGGACCUGACACUGAGGGACCACAGUGGAGCAGAGUUCUGCAACGCAGGUUGCUGAAAACAUAUGAUAGAACAUGUGCUGUUCUAUCCCUAAAACAAACUGCUGCUCUUCAUCUGUGUUGGGUUGUGUAUUUCCUCCUCAUACAUCCUUAAUUCUGUGGCAUCUGCCUCCUACACUGGAAAAGAUAUAUAUAUCUUUAUAUAUAUCUCUAUAUAUAAUUACAAAUAACACCAAUGUCUGAGUUCUCACUCAUGAUUUGCACAACCUAGCAUGUGUACAGCUGCAUAGGUGAUGGACUCUUGCUGUAUGUGCAAGAGUCUUGUGCUUGCCAUGGCCCCACUUAACAUCUUUUUUGGCUUUAGUAAGGCAAGCAGUUUCCGCAGAAGUACUCUUCUUGAUCCCAUAUUGGGAUCUCAGAGGUUCCUGCAACAAUUGCCUGGAACAUUUCAUUUGUCACUAGUUGAGCUAAUAUGUUAGCUGGGUCCUACAGGCUAUUGCAGCGCUACUACAUUAAAACUUCCCAACCCAUAACAGCAAAAGAAGAUUGUCUACGCUCAUUAACAGAGAACAACUCAGUGCUGGCAGUUUAUGUAAAAUAGGUAUCUUUCUUAGCAACACAAGCACAAGGGGGAUACAAAUGGUUGUAUGACUGAAACUGAUUUAUGCAAAACAAAUUUUGCUAUACAGGUCAAAUGAACAGAUAGUUCAAAAUGAUCUACUGUUGAAAUGUUGAUUUAUUUUAGUCAGAACAGGAAAGCGUUACUGUAGAUGAAUGACAUUUUUCUAGGAACCAUCUUAAGAAGAAAAUAUGACAGAACAUGUAAAUGUUGCAACUUGUGCAGCUUAGGCCUUUUCUCCUGUUGGAUAUCGUUGCUUUGUGCAGUGCAAGCUCAAGAAUGCUUCUUUGUGGAAAACAGGUUAGAAGGUAUGAACACUGCAUAUCAUGGGUGUCCAACUUUUUUGCUUGCCUGGGCCAUACUGAGUGAAUGGGAAUCAUCUUGUACCACAUCUAAAAUACGUAAUAAUGUAUAAAGUCUCAUAAUCAGACAUGAUAAAAUUUUUGAGUUGAAUAUUAGAUUACAGCUGUGUACAAAAUUCACAGGUAGUGUAUUUAGAUUGACUGAAAUGGAGUCCCAAAUACAAAAAAAAAAAGUUUGUUUUUCUUUAAUCUAAUCUCAAAGCCUAUUCUCAAAUUCUUUUUUCAAAACUGAAAGCAAGGCUGCAUAUUUUUCACUGCUCACAGGACCGUGUUUAAGCCAGCAUAUCAAAAUGCAUGAAAUUAUUUGACAUAGCUUGAGCUUGCCAUAAUUUAAGUUUUAUAUCAAACACAGUUGGAGACACAGCAGAUGAGAUCAUUUUCAUCUUGCAGCUGCAUGUUUAACUCAUUUAAAUGAGUGGACAAAUCUGUCAAAAAUGCUAAAUCUGCGAGCCAUUUUUAAUCUUCACAUUCUGACACAAAUUUUGCUUUUGACUCCACGAAGGACUUAAUUUCAUUUCUCAAAUCAUACAAUAUUUUUAGUGUUCUACCUUUACAUAGCCACCUGGCUUCAGAAAAGUAAAUGAUGUUCCCAUAAUCAGCAUCCUCACUUUUAAGGAACUCCUGGAAUUGACGAUGAUUCAAUCCCUUGUUAUGAAAUACAGAGCUUUGAUGAUGUUUUUGAAUUACAUCAUCAAUUUUUAAAUUUAAAUUUAAAAUUUAAAUUUUCUUGAUGUUUGAUGCAACAGUAUUUCACCAAGUGUGAUUUUUCUUGUGGCAACUGCAUUAUUUUCUCUUUAUUUUCCAAGUCCCUUUUUUUACCAGCCAUUAGGGUGCUAUUAGUAGCUUUAACAAAUAUGUUAACAAAUGUUAAAGAAAAUUGCUUGAAUGUAUUUUUUACUGUUUCAUACAAGUGGGGAGAUGUAGUUGUGUCUUUUAUAGACACCAAAGAAGCCAUUUUUUCAGUGACAUUAUAUUCAUUAUCAGUAUGUAUUACAAAAAUGGCAGGUAGAUCUGUAUCUGUAGCAUCAAUACUUUUAUCACUAAAGCAAAAAAAUAUGAAAUUAGUAUUGUACUCUCCAUAUUUCUUUUGAUAGAUUUUCCUUUUUCUUCUAUUCACUUGGCUGUAGUCCUGCAAGACAAACUGAUUUUAGAAAAACCUGCUUUGGACAUAUCAUGUGUGCCAUGCUUUCUGUACAUUGCUUAAUAAACUCAUCUUCGGUAAA